This is a messenger RNA of Gryllus bimaculatus (two-spotted cricket), 267 nucleotides long. The record is from the annotation of a GenBank genome assembly. Lineage: Eukaryota; Metazoa; Arthropoda; Insecta; Orthoptera; Gryllidae.
AUGGGUUUCACGGAUCUCCUUGUGGUGGGUGCUUGGGCCGCCCGGGAAGACCGAGGAGUGAGGCGCGAGGAAAUUCGCGAGGGCCAGGUGCGCCGCAACGGGUCUUCCGCCGCUUCCGCUUAUCCCUCCCCCACCCGUUUGGAUCCGGUGCGUGCGCUCCGCAGUGAGGAAUUAUUGCAGCAGCGGAGGAAAACAAACUAUGCGGAGCAAUGUGAGUUUUCAAACUGGUCAUCUUGUCUGCCUGUGCAGAAUUCAAAAUUAAAGUGA